Messenger RNA from Suillus bovinus, 1330 nucleotides. RefSeq names its product palmitoyl-protein thioesterase. The transcript has 3 exons. Bases 143 to 1117 code for a protein of 324 amino acids. The record is from RefSeq and is a predicted model, not a curated record. Lineage: Eukaryota; Fungi; Basidiomycota; Agaricomycetes; Boletales; Suillaceae. Gene Ontology annotation, cellular component: lysosome. Gene Ontology annotation, molecular function: thiolester hydrolase activity; palmitoyl hydrolase activity.
AUUCGAAGAGAACAAGCGAUAAUCUGGCGGCCUAAGUUUAAUGCCCGCGAAGGUCGCCCCAAGAAGGUACUUUACAUAAACAUAAACUUGUCCCCGCGUAUGCCACUCAGGCAGCUAGUACGGCUCAAAAGCAACGACCAUCAUGCUCCCCUCAAUUGUCCUCUUCGCAGGUCUUGUCAAUCUCGUGUCUAGUGCAGCCGUGAACGAUAUACGACCCCUAGUGAUAUGGCAUGGAAUGGGUGACACCUACGCUUCUCCUGGUAUGGACCGUUUUCAGAAUGAAGUCAAGGAAAUGCACCCCGGCAUAUUCAUUCACUCCAUCUUCAUCAACGAAGACCCAAAUUUAGACCAACGUGCAGGCUUUUAUGGCAAUGUGAAUCAACAAAUUAUGCAAGUUGCCCAGCAGCUUGCUGACAUACCCGAGCUAAGCCGCGGUUUCGACGCCAUAGGAUUCUCACAGGGAGGUCAAUUCCUUCGUGGCUACGUGGAACGCAAUAACAGCCCGCCGGUGCACAACUUGAUCACCUUUGGGUCACAGCACAUGGGUGUGUCAGGUUUGCCAGCCUGCAACGCGUGGGAUCUACUUUGUCAGGCCGCACGCCGAGCAGCAAAUAUGGGUGUGUAUAGCCAAUGGGCACAGGAGAAUCUUAUUCAGGCUCAAUAUUUCAGAGAUCCGCAACGGCUCUCGCAAUACAUGUCGUCGGGGAGCUUUUUACCGGACAUCAACAAUGAAGUCUUACACCCAUCUUCUCGCAAUCCAUCAUAUGCAGAUAACCUUGCCUCGCUGAAUAAGCUUGUCCUUGUCCUCUUUCUCCAAGACAACACCGUAGUCCCCAAGGAGAGUGCUUGGUUCGCCUCCGAGCAACCUCUUGAGGAUAUCGCUAUGGACCAACUAUCUGGAAUCGAUCAGACGCCAAUGCUCGGUGGAGUGAACACCAAAGACAUCAUCCCGAUGCGUCUACAAACCCUUUACAAAGAAGACUGGAUAGGCCUUCGACAGCUUGACGAAAGCGGCCGGGUUGAAUUUGUGGCAUGUCAGGGGGAGCAUAUGCAGAUCGGCGACUGCUGGAAAGAUUUGGUUGCUGAGUGGGCGGGGGGAUCUUUGCACGCGAAUUAAAAAAUCCUGGCACGAUGCGCCACAUUGACAUUGCACAGUCUGUACACUUCCACUGGGCGCUUGUUCGGUAAACCACUGUUGGGUAUGUGUUCUAUGUAAAUGCGUCACGAUGUGUCCAUAUGUUCAGUACUCAAAAUUAUCAAAAUUAUAUAUAUAUAUAAGUGUCACGUUGGUAUUUGAUUUUCCCGGAUAUGCCUAUCUCCAUUUGUGGUC